AGGUGCAGGCCCAGGCCCGCGGUGGGGACCGCUCCUCAGGGGCCCGAGGACCUCCCACCCGGCCCUUCUCCGCCGCACGGACCGGGCGGCCCAGCCCAGGCCAGCGGGGGCGGGACCGUUCCCAUAGGGAUCCCGGGCGGCGGGGCGGCGGGGCCGGCUGGUGGGAGCGGGCCCGGCCGGCGGCCGCAGCGCGUCCCGCCCGCCCAGAGCAGCGUGAGCCCAGCGACACUGUCAGACUAUGUGAAGAGCCCCUCCGCGGAGAUCUGUUCCUCCGUGAUGGAGAGGUAUGAAAAAAUCGGGAAAAUUGGCGAAGGAUCCUACGGCGUUGUUUUCAAAUGCAGAAACAGGGACACGGGCCAGGUGGUGGCCAUCAAGAGGUUUCUGGAAUCAGAAGAUGACCCUGUCAUCAAGAAAAUCGCCCUCCGAGAAAUCCGCAUGCUCAAGCAACUCAAGCAUCCCAACCUCGUGAACCUGAUCGAAGUCUUCCGGAGGAAGCGGAGGCUGCACCUGGUGUUUGAGUACUGCGACCACACGGUCCUGCACGAGUUGGACAGAUACCAAAGAGGGGCCCCAGAGCAUCUCGUGAAGAGCAUCAUGUGGCAGACGUUGCAAGCGGUGAAUUUCUGCCACAAACACAAUUGCAUACACAGAGAUGUGAAGCCAGAAAAUAUCCUCAUCACAAAACAUUCAGUAAUUAAGCUGUGUGACUUCGGAUUUGCUCGACUUUUGACUGGACCAAGUGACCACUACACAGACUACGUGGCCACCAGGUGGUACCGCUCCCCGGAGCUGUUGGUGGGGGACAUGCAGUACGGCCCCCCGGUCGAUGUGUGGGCCAUUGGCUGUGUCUUCGCUGAGCUGCUGUCCGGGGAGCCUCUGUGGCCGGGAAAAUCCGAUGUGGACCAGCUCUAUCUGAUCAGGAAAACCUUGGGAGAUCUCAUCCCUAGGCACCAGCAAGUAUUUAGCACCAAUCAGUACUUCAGUGGGGUGAAAAUUCCAGACCCUGAAGAUAUGGAACCACUUGAAUUAAAGUUUCCAAACAUCUCUUAUCCUGCCCUGGGGCUCUUGAAGAGCUGUCUUCACAUGAAUCCUGCUGAGAGACUGACGUGUGAGCAGCUGCUGCAGCACCCAUAUUUUGACAGCAUCAGAGAAAUAAGGGAUUUGGCGAAAUAUCAUGACAAACCAACAAGGAAGACCCUCAGACAGAACCCAAAGCACCUGCUUGGGGUAAAAAUGGGGCACUGCAUCACAAAAGCAUCCAAGUUUCAGAACCUACCUCAGCUCACUAGCAGCAGCAUCCUCCCAGCUUUGGAGAAUAAGAAGUACUACUAUAAUACCAAGAAACUUAACUACCAUUUUCCAAACAUUUAAGGAGCUUGGAGGUUGAUGACAAAAAAGAACUAAUCAAUAACCCCAAGAAAAUAAAACAUGCAUUUGAUUGAAGACCAUCACAAUGUUGAGGAAACAUAAGUAACUAACUGGAGGAAGCCACUUGGCAAGAUGUGCAGGGAAAUUCCAGAAACAAUCUUCCAUGCUUGAUGGUGGUGUCCCGAACAAAAAGGAAAAAAUCAUUUUGAUUUCCACUUGUGUUUUUGUUGUAUCUAAGGAGCUGGACUUAUGGACAGAAAUAUAAAUAGUAUCUACUGCCCAUUCCUCUGGCAAAAUUAGUCAUGUAAAAAAAGAUUUAUGCUUCAAUUGUACAAUAUGCAACAAGUGAAAAAUGGGUUACAAAAUACCCAGAUGUAUUUCCUUGGAUCCUAUAUCUCCUGCUUUUUCAGAUUGUUUCAACAUCGUAUUUAAAAAGUUUUUGUUCUUGAAAUCAAAAUACUUAAAGUCCCAUUUACUGCUUGCUCUAUCUCUUGCUUUUUAAAAUUUAAACCAUUUUUUUUGAAUAUUUGAGUUCAAAAUAUGUUAAAUCAUGGAUUAUCACAAAGGACUAAUAUAUGCUUAUGUAUUUAGUGAUAUGUUUAUAGAUAUUUUUCCCACGUACUUUUGUCUUUACCUUUAGUAAAGGAUGCAUCUUCGUCACUUUUUUUAGGCAAGAUGGAUUUACUAUAUCCAUCUAUAUUUGUUCACUCAAUUCCUCUUGCAAACAAUGACGUGGAGAUUGGCAGCUGACCAAAGUGAUUAAGGAGUAGAAUGAAACCUAUAGUCUUCACAGGAACUAUGCCUGCCAACCUAAAAACAUUUAGAACAUUCUCUCCACCUCAGCCUCAGGCUUGCAAACAGAUCUGCAGGUAGGGCUAUAGGGGUCUGGGUUUUGGAAGAAAUUGCUUGUGAGCUUUUACUUGGGUCAUGGAAGACAUUAGGUUGUAAACCUAAUAUAUAUACACACAGAGUGGGGCAAAAGUAGGUUUACAGUUGUUUGUAUAGCAAACAAUAACAACAUAAGAAUAAACUCUGAGUUUCAUGUAUUCAUAACUGUAAACCUACUUUUGCUCUACUCUGUGUGUGUGUACAUUAUACUAACAACUAAUAAUAAAAAUGUAGUGUAAGUGCUGGUUGGUGUGCUCAGUGGUUAAAGCGUUGGCCUGAGCAUCGAAGGGUCUCAGGUUCCAUUUCCGGUAAAGGACACAUAUCCGGGUUACAGAUUGGAUCCCUGCCCUGACCUGGUGGGGUGUGUGAAGGAGGCAACUAAUUGAUGUGUCUCUCACACUUUCUCUCCCUUGCUCCCUUCCUUCCACUCUCUAAAAAUCAAUGGAAAAAAUAUCCUCAGGUGAGGAUUAAAAAAAUAAUGUAUUAUUGAGGAUUCCCAGCUUUGCACAGUGAUACUUAAAAUGAUGACAGCAUUAGCUCUGAUCUGGCCUACUGCUCCUAUUCAAACAGCUUUUUCAUCCUUGUCACCUGGAUACAACGGCAAUAUAAAAUUCUGUUUCUUAUAACUCAAAGCCAUUUUUGGUUGAUGUAAUGCUCCUAUACAUAGCAGUUCUCAGCCAUAGUUUUUGAAAGUUGUAUUUUACUGUAUCUUUGAAACAUUUCUUCUACACCCUAAGUUUACUGAUAUGUUAAUUUUCAUGAGAGUAUAUGACCUUUUUCACUUAUAGCUAAGUAAUCCACCAAAUUCUGGCAAUUGUUCAAUCAAUUUAAUGAUAUCCAGCCAAUUUAAUGAUAUCCAUAGUCUUCCUGAUGUAUGUAGCUUCUUCCUAGAGUUGAUACUAAGCUGAAUAAUCCCAGUAUUAUCUAAUUCUUGUUAUAUAACUUUGAUUCAAAGGACAAAGAAGGAUAUCCAAUUUCUGUGACUAGUUUACAUUUGGUGUUUUUCUUCUUUUCCUUAACCCAAAACAAUGCACUUGACGAGGCAGAUGACUAUAACUGCCUAAUUAAUCUAAUAGUUUUACAGAAAACCACUCAGAAUAGAAAAGUAGCUCCAGACUAAACUGUGGUGAAUCAGUUGCCUCAUCAUACGGUAACCAAACAAAUCUGAGACAGAAGUGCUUAUUUUUUAUGAGUUCUACUAAAUGUAUGCUAUGCUUAACCAUACCUGUAAUCUUUUCUUAACAUGGAAUCACCCACUGUUUCACGUGAAACUAUUCUAUAUCCUUGUCUUUUCUGUAAAUGUACUAAUUUCUGAUUCUUUUACAUGACAGUAGCAAUUAUAUUAGUAAAUAGUGUAUCAUUUAUGGUGUGUGCUAUUUAUAUGAGCUAGUUUCUGAACACAAUUAAAAUUCAUUUUUCUACCUGAA
Molecule: messenger RNA, 3683 nt
Organism: Pipistrellus kuhlii (Kuhl's pipistrelle)
Lineage: Eukaryota; Metazoa; Chordata; Mammalia; Chiroptera; Vespertilionidae
Gene: CDKL1
Product: cyclin dependent kinase like 1
Exons: 10
Coding region: 277-1371 (364 amino acids)
Biological process (GO): protein phosphorylation
Cellular component (GO): nucleus
Molecular function (GO): ATP binding; cyclin-dependent protein serine/threonine kinase activity
Source: RefSeq, a predicted model, not a curated record